Durusdinium trenchii is the source of this 1581-nucleotide messenger RNA. Lineage: Eukaryota; Dinophyceae; Suessiales; Symbiodiniaceae. The record is from the annotation of a GenBank genome assembly.
AUGAGGGCCGUUUCUUUCGUGCCUGUGCUGCUACCGAGGACUGGAGAGGCUCAGCCUUGGCCUCGAGAAUGUGCCGAGUUCGCCACCUGCGCGGGGGCGCAGGGGGGGGACUGGGUGAGCUUCCGGCAAGGCGUGCAGCAGGCAGCUGAACUGGAAAGCGUGAACCAAGCGGAGUCGAUGGAGCUCUACUUUCGGCUCAUGGAGUCCUACACCUUGGAUGCUGGACAAGCGCUUCAAUGCCGGAUGGGUUCAGCCACCGUCUUCUACCGCUUGGGACGCUUAUACCUUGGUCAAGGCUAUGCCCAACGAGCGGCGAACCUCUUCCAGCUGGCCAUGAGCAUGUUUUGGGAUACCACCCGAGCAGAGAACGGCAUGGCCUGCCUUCAACACGAGAUGUGGGGCAUCAGGUGGUUUGAUGACUUCAUGGAGGUCUAUCUGAGGAACGCCGCCAACCUGCGGAGGAAUCACCUGGAGAUGCUGCCGCACCUCUCCGACCUGCAGGUGCCCAGCCACUACCGCGACGCGACGCUGCGGCUGGGCGUGUUUUCGCUGUGCGACUACACGGCGGAGUCUCCCAUGCAUUGGUUGCUAAGCCGUUCGCAGCAGAACCGCCGUGCCUACUGCACUCGCCAUGGCUACGGCUUGGAGUGGACCAGUGAGCGUCCGGCAUCGUCCAAGGCGCGGCACCCCGUCUGGGGCCAGAUCGCUGGGCCACUGGAGUUGAUCAAUAGCGGCAAGUAUGACUGGAUUCUUUCCAUGGAUUGUGACUCCCUCUUCGUGGACAUGUCCGUCACGCUGGACAGCCUGUUGUAUCGCUUCGCGAGCCGGGCGACGCCCUGGGGGAAGCUGGAACUCAAUCCCGACGUCCAUUUCCUCAUCUCGGAGGACGGCCGCGGCCUCGCUGGUGGCAACUGGUUGGUGCGGAGCUCUCCCGAAGGCCGAAAGUUUCUGCAAGAGGUCUAUGGCCCUGACGAUGUGGCGCUCAACCCCUACAUGAGGCAUGACCUUCGCGAUCAAUUCUCAUUACUCUGGCACUUGGUCCGGCCGGGCGUGUCCCUGCCGUUCCCCGACGAGGUCGCCGCGAGGCCCGUCCGCUGGGCCAAUCUGGGCUACCUGACGCUGGCACGACUGGUCCCCCAGGCUUCUUGGGAAGCAACAUCGAAUGCAACGAACCGAAUGCUACUGUACCAUGAUCAGCUGCUCGGCUUGGUGGCUCUUUGCUUGGUUAUUGGAUGUGAUUGGCCAUUCAUGUACUUGCUUAUUACAGGACCUGGAGCUCUUCUUUGUUGGAGACCACUUCAGAUACUUUGGGAGCUCCUUCUGGGCUCCUACCCCUUCGUGAGCUGUUCGCAGCCGGGGGAUCAGGCCCACCGCUGCUUCGGAGAGGCAAAGGACUUCAUCGUCUCCGUACCCUUGUUAGGCUCACUGCCACAGCAGUUGGCCCAAGGCAUCUUAGAUCGCUUCCUGCUGGAAGCCCUGGGCACUCUCGGGGACCCGGUCUAUGAGCAAGAGCUGAGACACAUGUGUUCUGCCGUGGAUCUCUCUCGCUGCCUCGUGUCCGAUGGGACGAGGGCUACAUGA